Messenger RNA from Argiope bruennichi, 5252 nucleotides. Its product is annotated as POC1 centriolar protein homolog. The transcript has 10 exons. The record is from RefSeq and is a predicted model, not a curated record. The coding region runs from base 218 to 2158 and encodes 646 amino acids. Lineage: Eukaryota; Metazoa; Arthropoda; Arachnida; Araneae; Araneidae. Gene Ontology annotation, molecular function: protein binding.
ACCGGCGUCUGGCUGAAAUAAAAUCGAAAUUAUAUUUAUUUCAUUAUUAUCAUUUGCAUUGGAAAACGCGCGUAGUGUGCAGUUGUAGAUUGUUUAUUACACUUUCUAAAAAUAAAAGUCACUAUAUUUUUGUUAUUCUGCAAUUUUCUCUGAAAUAAAUUUUUAUUUUAUUUUCAAGUAAGAAAACUGCUUCAGACAAGUUGAAACAAAAACAAGCAUGAAACGUCAAAGUGUAGGAAUUAGAAGGGGAAGUGGAGAAUCUCGAUCUCAAAUCAAUGAAACUAAACGACUCAAAGUUGCUCAUUCUCAUGAAGAUAAUUUUCAAAAUAAUGAAUUAGAAGCAGGUUCUGGAAGUGAUAGCACUGAAGAAUAUAUUAACAUUAAUGGACAAGACAAGAAUUUAAAAUAUUCUAUGAUGGUUGAAGAAAAUUCUCCGGCUCAAAAAUUUUCAGAAAUUAAUCAUGAAAGUCUCCUCCAUGCCUCUGUUUCAACUACUGAAGAAUCAUCUACAGCUGGUUAUCAUGUAAAUGGUAAAUAUAGUGAAGAAAAUGAAAUGCCUGUUUUGAUGCCAGAAGAUACAUCAAAUAAAACAUUUGCCAAUGGUUCCGAGGAAAUUGCUGAUGAAGAAAAUUUUUCUGUCAUCAGUCAUUCAAAUAUUGUUGCUUCUAGUAAUAUUUCAAAGCUUCCGGAAAAUACAGUUGCCGAAACUAAUGGAAUGCUUCAAGAAAACGUUUUAAGUCCUAUUACUAACAAACAGACAAAAACUCAGAUAAAUGCAGACAAGUCUGAAUUUAAUUGUCCAGCUUCUGAAAAUAUGGAACAACAAAAUUGUGAGGCAGAUGUUCAAGACUCCUCUCCAUUAACUGAAACAAGUCAUUGUUCUAAUGAAAACCCAGUAGAUAAUAUUUCUAUUCCUACAGAUGACCAAAAGGGAUCUUGCUCUUCAAGUUAUCAGGAAUCAGAUAUUCAAAGUAUGGAUGAAAAAGUGGCAACUGUGUCAAAAGUGUCAUUUGAUGUGGAAAACAUUACACUUUGUCAGCUACAAGUAACACUACUAGAAGGUCAUGCUGAUGUUGUUUUCGGUGUAGAUGCAGAUGAAGAUUUUGUUCUUUCAUCAAGUGGCGAUACAACUGUGAAGGUUUGGAAUGUUGAAGAUAAAAAGGAAAUCAGUAAUUUUGCUGGUCAUAAUGCUGCUGUGACUUCUGUGAUCCUUCUAAGUUCAGAAGAAUCAGAAACUCUGAGAUCUAAGUUAAAUUGCUUUCAGACUUCAAGAAUUGCUGUGAGUGCUUCCUAUGAUUGUCAUAUCCGUCUCUGGUCAGUAUUAGAUGGGCAUGAAAUUUUAUCCAUGUAUACAUUUAACAGUAUUAUGUGUAUGGACUAUUUGAAGGACCACAAUUAUGUUGUAGUAGGAACUGAAGGUGGAAAGUUGGAGGUUUGGGACUUGCAUUUGGCAAAACUAGUUCAUUUUGUGUAUGCUCAUGAUUCUUCUGUUUCAAGCUUAAAGAUUCAUGAUUGCUAUGUUUAUUCUUCAUCAAAAGAUGGAACUGUUAAAGUUUGGCUGUUUGAUGAAGAAGAACUUCAACCAUUAUAUACUAGAAGACGUAAGGAAAUUAUUCCGGGCACAUCAGACUUUGGUCCUACACAGUGGCAAGCGGUAGCUGUUCAUAAUGAUGUACUUUUCCUUGGUGAUAAUACAUCGUGUUUAAAAACAUUAGAUUGGAGAAUUGGACGUUUGAGACUGCAUUUGAAUCAACCAGAUGCUUGUGGAGUGUGUGAAGCUGUUUUAGUAAAAGACAACAUUUUACUUACUUCCUUUUUUGAUGUUAGCAGUGAUACCGGUGGCAUAAAUGUAUGGAAACUGCCUGAAAUGAUUUAUGUUGGUACUUUAACUGGUGAUCUCCAGGAAAUUUGUAGUUUGGCAUUAGUUCGAUCUAAACAAAAAUUACGAAUUGUCAGUGGUGGACAUCAACUUGUUGUCUGGGAUUUUGAUUUUUCGAAACCUCCGCAAAAAGGCUUACAAGAUCCUUUCUUUGUGUGUGAAGCUGAUAAAAUUGGUUCUGAAGUCAAUGAAGUUGAAAUGCUUUCGCCUACAAAAGCAGUUGCCACACCAAAAGAAGAAAAUACUGCUAACAAAAAGUCUUGGUGCAAUAUAUCAUGAAUUGAUUUUGUUAAUUAACAAUAUUUGGGAAAUUUUAUGAACAUUUCAAGAUUUUAGAAAGUCAUUUCAUUACAGCAUUUUAACUUAUGGUUUUAGUUUUUUUAAACUUUUAAGAAUCACAUUGGAAUGUUUUAUAUCCCUAAUGUUCAGAGAGUUGUAAAUAAUCUGGGAUGAAACAUAAUCUACAACAUGCAUCUUUUAAAAUAUAACUGUUUUUCAAACACAUCCUGUGGCUGUCUAGAUUCAUCAUAGUAUGUUUUCUAUCCAUCAAUCCAUUAUCCAUAGUACAUACUGUGCCUAUAUAGUACUGCUGGGAAUACAUAAGCUUAGUUGCAAUUCUUGAGCAAUAAACAUUUGAAUCGUAUAUCUUGCCAAUAGGAAGUUAAAAAUGUGUUAUCAGAACUUGAUAAAGCAAAAUCAUAUUUAAAUUCCUUGUAUUUGAGUAGUUGUGAGUCUGUUGUGGUAUUGUAGACUAUAAGCGUAAAUGAUGCUUUUGCAUACCUAUUCUUGUAGUUUCAAGGAAUGAAAUAAUAUGUGUGGUUGCAACUUGUUUGCUAUGUUAGAUGGCUGUAAGUCAGACUUGUGUGUGUGUUUUUUUUCUGUGUAAGAAUGGUUUUUAAUAGUUUACUUUGGCUCAAGCCAUGUACAAGUCUGACUGUUAUUUAUGGUUGAAAGGGUUAAAUCAUUUUAUAAAACUUCUUUAUUAUGACAACGAAUGACAAUUUCAUGAAUAAAUGUGCUUGAUGAUGAAACAGGCUUAUUUUGUUUGUAAUGUUUUAAUUAUAAGUUGCGUAUGGAAUAUAUUUUGACAACUAUUGUAUUGUGAUAGUGGAUAAUGUUAAAACCAAAAUAAUUGUAUUAUCAAAGGUGUGUUUUAUUUUAUAGAUAUUAUUCUUCAUGUGUAAUACUUUAUUGAUAACAAAUAGAUUAGCAUUUUAAUUUCCCCUGUAAUCGGAUUGUUAAUUUUUAUGAAUGUUCGAAAUAUUGUUUAUAAAUGUAUCCGGAUGAAGGUGCUACUUUAUAAUGUUAUUUGUUUGCUAUCAGUUUGAAAGUUUAGCUGUGAAUUGUAAUAAUUUUUCUCUAGUUUUUGUUCUUACUUCUGAAAGUUUAUUUUAUAAUUGUGACUAUAAAUGCACUGUAAGAUUUACAUUAAGCUUAUUUACUUAUUAAAAAAUAAUAAGUUUAUUUGAAAGACUAUUGUUUAUAUAAAAAUUUUAUUAUCAUUGUUGGUCUAAACUUGUCUCUAAUGGUCCUUUAAAAUAUUGUUUCAGAUUAGUCUAGUUGUUGUUACAACUUUGGAUUUUUUAUAAUGAUUUGUUUGACAUAUACAGUAGCUGCUGCUUAAUGUAAUAACUUUGGGACUUAAGAAAUAUGAUAACAUCAUCCAGUUGAUAACAAUGAUUAAAUUGAGUAAAAUUAACCAUAUUUUUAUUCCAUCAAGGAAAAGGAAAAAAUACUGAAAAGGGAGAAAAUACUUAUCUCGGGGCUAUUUAAUUUUUUUCUUCAAAAAUAUGAAAUCAAAAAUUACAUAAACAGUUUAUACUUGUAGUGUUUAAAAUUUUUUUUUCAAGCAAUGCUGUGAACACUGGAUUUAAAAAUAUAUAGUUGUUAGCUUAACUUGGAGCAUUCGUUGUAGAAUUUUUCACUAAGAUUUAUCCUUGUCAAAAUCACUAUUUAUUACUUAGUCCCACUGCAAGGAUCUUCCCAUUUUUGUCAAAUUUUACAAAGAGUCAUUGAAAUUUUCAACUGCACUGUAGCACUGCUUCCACUCAUUUUAGGUUGGACUUUCAUGACUCUUAGGGAUUUCAGUUUUGAUCUUGAAAAAAGAAUGUAAAUCCCAUCCCAUGGGAAAAAUGAUUUGAAGACGUUUCCUUAUAAUUGGAACAAAAAAAAUUUUAUUAACAUUCAGAAACAUUGUUGAAGGUAAAGAGCAAUCAUUUCUUUACUUCGAAUCAUAUGACAUUAAAUAGUGUGAUCACAUUAAAUAAAUGUGUUUAUGUACAUUUGAAUAUGUCAGUUUGGCUUCAGGAUUUUGAUAAUCUAAAAGAGAAUGAUAUGCAAACACAUUAAGCAGUAUCUAUUGUGUUAAGUUACUCUUAAUAAAACGUGUUGCUAACUGUUAGAAAUGUUUUUUUUAUAUGUAUGUGUAAUAAUUCCUUUGCCCCUUAGUAUUUUAUUUGCCUAAGUAUUUUUUUUUUUAACUAUUUGUGUGUGAAAAUAUACUCUUGUUUUAAUUUCUAGUGUUAAAUGUGUAACUGCUAAAAAAGUAGUCAUUUAUUUAAAAUAAGUCACUAAUGGAUUAUUUUCUAUUGAUUAAUUAAAAUUUUUCUUUGUCUGAAAAAGUUUGAAUUAGUUCUUAUGUAAACUGUUUGAGAAACAUUGCUUCAUGAGGGUAGAUUUCCCUUGGUGUUUUUAUUCUUUUUGCAUUUUUAACUGUCUCAUGUUAUUUUUGCUAAACUUGUGGUGUUCAUUUGUUGUUUGUAGUUGUUCCUUAUUUUGUGAUUAUAUGAUAAUUAUUUAGUUUUGUACAAAUAGGGGAUAUGAAGCUUUCGAAAUCAGGUUUAAUUCAAUUUAAAACAAAGUUUGGAAAAGGUUCAAUCUUUAUAAAAUAUAACUUAGAAAAUAUUCAUAUAAAAAUUGUGUAAGCAAUGUGUAGCUUAUAUUAUUAAAAUACUCCCCCCCCCCCCCCGCUCCACACAUUAAUUUAUUGAAUGGUAAAAAAUCAUUUACAUUUCUUUGUGAAAAAAAAAAUUCAAAACUUUUUAAGUAUUCUUCAUUUUUAAUUAAUGAAUGUCAUUUAACAGAUGAUAAAUAAGCAAUAUUGAUUGCUUUUCGUUUAAUUUGUGUGUUUUGUAUAUUAAGAUUGUUUUUUGUGAAAUUCACUAAUGAAAAGCUCAAUUUGUAAUCUGUUGAAGAUGCAAGCAAUUAUAUCAUUACAUUUUGGUUAGAAAGAAUUUGUUUUUUGGUUAAAAGUUAUAUGAAUGAGCAAUAAAGAGGUGAUUUAAUAAAGUUGCUUAUGAAAUUUAAAUCGUGAUAAAUUGUUAAUGUAUAAUUCAAUGUGUUUUUUUAAUUAGAUUUUGAUGUAUGACUUCCA